AUGGACACAUCCCUUGAUGUGUGUGACCCGCCAAAAUUAAAAAUGGAAAGGACUAAACAGUUUAGGCAGAUCCACAAUGAACAACGAGGUCCGAGCAGUAAUAGUCCUUUAGCAGAGAAAAGCCAUCACGACACAGAUUUGCUGCUGACUUCCACCAACCUCUUAAAGGAGAGAUAUGAAAGAUCCAAGCAGCAGGAAGUCAAAUUCAAAGCUUACUGUCUGCACAAGGAUGAUAACCAUUACCACUUCUGCUAUGUGGGUCAAGAUGGCGUGGUGGUCCGGGGAGCACUCCCUUUCCGGUUCCAUGCAGAAACUCAGAACGACAUAGUGGUUGUCACCACGCAGGAGAGGCAUUUCUACAGACCUCCUGAUUCGUCAAAGGCUGUAAUCCCGUUGCCGCCACAAGGUGGGGCCGCCUCCUAUUCUGGGGCCUGGAGUCACGACCCGGAAGUACUUCUCCCACCCCACCCCACCCCCCCAGCCACAGCAAAGAUGGCGGCAGCCGCCCUGUCCAGGAGGCUGUGGGGAUUUACCCGAAGGCUCCCGCUCCGCGGCGCCGCUGCUCAGUGUUUGCUUUCUUCCUCCUCCUCCGCCCAUCAGCCACUGUACUUCAGAGGGCACAGACUAAGAAGCACACAGGCUGCUGCACAGGUAGUUCUCAAUGUUCCUGAGACACGAGUAACACGUCUGGAAAAUGGACUCCGAGUGGCCUCUGAAAACUCCGGGCUCUCAACGUGCACAGUUGGGCUGUGGAUUGACGCUGGAAGUCGGUAUGAGAACGAGAAGAAUAAUGGCACCGCCCACUUUCUGGAGCACAUGGCUUUCAAGGGCACCAAAAAGAGGUCCCAGUUAGACCUUGAACUUGAGAUUGAAAACAUGGGUGCUCAUCUUAAUGCCUAUACCUCCAGAGAGCAGACUGUGUACUAUGCCAAAGCCUUCUCGAAAGAUCUGCCAAGAGCUGUGGAAAUUCUUGCCGACAUAAUUCAGAACAGCACCCUGGGAGAAGCAGAGAUUGAACGUGAGCGUGGAGUAAUCCUUAGAGAGAUGCAGGAAGUUGAAACCAACUUGCAGGAAGUUGUUUUUGACUAUCUUCAUGCCACAGCUUAUCAGGACACUGCCCUUGGACGGACAAUUCUGGGGCCAACUGAAAAUAUCAAAUCUAUAAAUCGCAAGGACCUAGUGGAUUACAUAACCACACAUUAUAAGGGACCACGAAUCGUGCUGGCUGCUGCUGGAGGUGUUUGCCACGACGAGCUGCUUGAGUUAGCAAAGUUUCAUUUUGGUGACUCUUUGUGCGCACACAAAGGAGAAAUACCAGCUCUGCCCCCCUGCAAAUUCACUGGAAGUGAGAUUCGAGUGAGGGAUGACAAGAUGCCUCUGGCACACCUGGCAAUAGCUAUUGAGGCAGUAGGCUGGGCACAUCCAGACACAAUCUGUCUCAUGGUGGCAAACACACUCAUAGGCAACUGGGAUCGCUCUUUCGGAGGAGGGAUGAAUUUAUCUAGCAAGCUGGCCCAGCUGACUUGCCACGGCAGUCUCUGCCACAGCUUCCAGUCCUUCAACACUUCCUACACAGACACAGGGUUAUGGGGACUCUAUAUGGUUUGUGACCAAGCCACGGUUGCUGACAUGCUGCAUGCUGUACAAAGAGAAUGGAUGCGUCUUUGCACAGACGUUACUGAGAGUGAAGUUGCAAGAGCGAAAAAUCUUCUGAAAACAAACAUGUUGCUGCAGCUUGACGGCUCAACUCCAAUUUGUGAAGACAUCGGUAGGCAGAUGCUGUGCUAUAACAGGAGGAUUCCCAUCCCUGAGCUUGAAGCAAGAAUUGAUGCUGUGAAUGCAGAGAUGGUUCGAGAAGUAUGUACCAAGUACAUUUACGACAAAAGCCCAGCUAUUGCUGCUCUUGGUCCUAUCGAGCGGUUACCAGACUUUAGCCAGAUUUGUAAUAACAUGCGUUGGACUCGUAAUUAAUCUUUCUGAUCAAAUAUUCUGCACGUGUAUAUUUAUAAAACUAAGAGAUCUGGAAGUUUUGAAAAGCUGUCAGUGUUCACAUGAAAAAAUAAAAAUGUUAUUUGGAACAUC
Messenger RNA from Acomys russatus (golden spiny mouse), 2082 nucleotides. RefSeq names its product peptidase, mitochondrial processing subunit beta (gene Pmpcb). NCBI's taxonomy places the organism in Eukaryota, Metazoa, Chordata, Mammalia, Rodentia, Muridae. The transcript has 15 exons. The record is from RefSeq and is a predicted model, not a curated record. Gene Ontology annotation, molecular function: metal ion binding; metalloendopeptidase activity. Gene Ontology annotation, cellular component: mitochondrion. Bases 1 to 1971 code for a protein of 656 amino acids.